Otolemur garnettii (small-eared galago) is the source of this 4713-nucleotide messenger RNA. RefSeq names its product YTH domain containing 2 (gene YTHDC2). Lineage: Eukaryota; Metazoa; Chordata; Mammalia; Primates; Galagidae. The transcript is spliced from 30 exons. The record is from RefSeq and is a predicted model, not a curated record. Gene Ontology annotation, cellular component: intracellular anatomical structure. Bases 156 to 4466 code for a protein of 1436 amino acids. Gene Ontology annotation, molecular function: RNA binding; ATP binding; protein binding.
CUGUUGUGACUGGGGACUCUCUGGUGACCCCUCGCCCAGCGCAGGCCGCCCGCGGAGCCGUCUGGCACUGGCCCCCGAGCCCCACGGUCCCUGUCGUUGGCUGUCAGUCGGCAGGCCUGGCCGCUCCCGCGCGAGGAGAACAUCUCCUCAGGGCCAUGUCCAGGCCGAGCAGCGUCUCCCCGCGGCCGCCGGCUCCCGGCGGGGGCGGCGGCGGGAGCGGAGGCGGCGGCGGUGGCCCGGCGCCGUGCGGCCCGGGGGGCGGCGGCCGGGCUAAGGGGCUGAAAGACAUUCGUAUUGACGAGGAGGUGAAAAUCGCAGUCAAUAUCGCGCUGGAGCGCUUCCGGUACGGGGAGCAGAGAGAAAUGGAGUUUCCAUCUUCUUUGACCAGUACUGAAAGAGCCUUUAUUCAUCGAUUGAGUCAGUCUCUUGGUUUGGUCUCUAAAAGUAAAGGAAAGGGAGCAAAUAGAUACCUAACUGUGAAGAAGAAAGAUGGAUCAGAAACAGCUCAUGCAAUGAUGACCUGUAAUUUGACUCAUAAUACAAAACAUGCUGUUAGGAGCCUAAUUCAAAGAUUUCCUGUCACCAAUAAAGAGCGUACAGAACUUCUGCCUAAGACAGAAAGAGGAAAUGUGUUUGCAGUUGAAGCUGAGAACCGGGAAAUGAGCAAGACAAGUGGGAGACUCAACAAUGGCAUACCUCAGAUUCCAGUGAAAAGAGGAGAAUCUGAAUUUGAUUCAUUUAGGCAGUCUUUACCAGUGUUUGAGAAACAAGAAGAAAUUGUUAAAAUAAUAAAGGAAAAUAAAGUAGUUUUGAUUGUAGGAGAAACUGGAUCUGGAAAGACCACACAGAUUCCUCAGUUCCUUUUAGAUGAUUGCUUUAAAAAUGGUAUCCCCUGCCGUAUAUUUUGUACUCAACCAAGACGAUUAGCAGCAAUUGCUGUGGCUGAAAGAGUUGCUGCAGAGAGGAGGGAGAGGAUCGGUCAAACAAUUGGUUAUCAGAUUCGAUUAGAAAGCAGGGUUUCUCCAAAGACACUUCUGACAUUUUGCACUAAUGGGGUAUUGCUUCGUACAUUGAUGGCAGGUGAUAGCACCUUGUCAACUGUGACACAUGUUAUUGUGGAUGAAGUACAUGAAAGGGAUCGAUUUAGUGAUUUUUUACUUACAAAGUUAAGAGAUUUGUUGCAAAAGCACCCAACUUUGAAACUAAUUCUUUCUAGUGCUGCCUUGGAUGUAAAUCUUUUUAUAAGAUAUUUUGGAAGUUGUCCAGUGAUAUAUAUACAAGGAAGACCAUUUGAAGUAAAAGAAAUGUUUCUGGAAGAUAUUUUAAGAACUACUGGAUAUACAAACAAAGAAAUGUUAAAGUACAAAAAGGAAAAACAGCGAGAAGAGAAACAACAAACCACACUUACAGAAUGGUACUCAGCUCAAGAGAAUACUUUCAAGCCUGAAUCUCAGAGGCAGAGAACUGUUCCAAAUGUGACUGAAGAGUAUGAUUUAUUGGAUGAUGGUGGUGAUGCUGUCUUUAGUCAGUUGACAGAAAAAGAUGUGAAUUGUUUGGAACCGUGGUUAAUAAAGGAAAUGGAUGCUUGUCUGUCUGACAUAUGGCUACAUAAAGAUGUUGAUGCCUUUGCUCAGGUCUUUCACCUUAUUUUAACUGAAAAUGUUAGUGUUGAUUACCGACAUAGUGAAACCAGUGCAACAGCUCUGAUGGUUGCUGCAGGACGAGGUUUUGCAAGUCAAGUAGAGCAGUUAAUUAGUAUGGGAGCCAACGUCCAUAGUAAAGCAUCAAAUGGCUGGAUGGCAUUAGAUUGGGCUAAACACUUCGGGCAGACUGAAAUUGUGGAUCUUCUUGAAUCCUACAGUGCUUCACUGGAAUUUGGAAAUCUAGAUGAAAGUUCUCUGGUUCAAACAAAUGGGAGUGACCUCAGUGCUGAAGAUAGAGAGCUCCUGAAAGCUUAUCAUCAUAGUUUUGAUGAUGAAAAAGUAGACUUGGAUUUGAUUAUGCAUCUUCUAUACAAUAUCUGCCAUAGCUGUGAUGCUGGUGCAAUAUUAAUUUUCCUACCUGGAUAUGAUGAAAUUGUUGGACUGAGGGAUCGCAUCCUAUUUGAUGACAAGCGGUUUGCUGAUAAUACUCACAGAUAUCAAGUCUUCAUGCUUCAUUCAAAUAUGCAAACAUCUGAUCAAAAGAAGGUAUUAAAAAACCCACCUGCAGGUGUUCGAAAAAUAAUCCUUUCCACCAAUAUUGCUGAAACCAGCAUCACAGUCAAUGAUGUUGUCUUUGUUAUUGAUUCUGGUAAGGUAAAAGAGAAAUCCUUUGAUGCACUGAAUUUUGUUACAAUGUUAAAAAUGGUGUGGAUUUCUAAAGCUAGUGCCAUACAGCGAAAAGGCAGGGCAGGGCGGUGUAGACCUGGAAUUUGUUUCCGUCUAUUCAGUAGACUCCGAUUCCAGAAUAUGUUGGAAUUUCAAACUCCAGAACUUUUGAGAAUGCCAUUACAGGAACUUUGUUUACAUACCAAGCUGCUUGCCCCAGUUAAUUGUCCCAUUGCUGAUUUCCUCAUGAAAGCACCUGAACCUCCACCAGCUUUGAUUGUUAGAAAUGCCGUACAAAUGCUUAAGACUAUAGAUGCGAUGGAUGCAUGGGAAGAUCUGACUGAACUUGGGUAUCAUUUGGCUGACCUGCCAGUAGAACCACAUCUUGGUAAAAUGGUUCUCUGUGCUGUUGUUUUAAAGUGUCUGGACCCCAUCCUUACAAUUGCUUGCACACUAGCUUAUCGAGAUCCUUUUGUACUGCCUACUCAGGCCUCUCAAAAACGUGCAGCUAUGCUUUGUAGAAAACGUUUUACUGCAGGAACCUUCAGUGACCAUAUGGCACUUCUGAGAGCAUUCCAGGCAUGGCAGAAAGCACGAAGUGAUGGGUGGGAGCGAGCCUUUUGUGAAAAGAAUUUUCUUUCACAAGCUACUAUGGAAAUAAUCAUAGGCAUGAGAACACAGUUGCUUGGUCAACUUAGAGCAUCAGGUUUUGUUAGAGCACGAGGUGGUGGUGACAUUCGUGAUGUUAACACAAACUCUGAGAACUGGGCUGUUGUUAAAGCUGCACUGGUGGCUGGCAUGUAUCCUAAUUUAGUCCAUGUGGACAGAGAGAAUGUAGUAUUGACAGGGCCAAAGGAGAAAAAAGUACGAUUUCAUCCCACUUCAGUUCUCAGUCAGCCUCAAUAUAAAAAGAUUCCUCCAGCCAAUGGUCAAGCUGCAGCAAUUCAGGCACUGCCCACAGACUGGCUAAUUUAUGAUGAAAUGACCAGAGCUCAUAGAAUAGCUAACAUUAGAUGUUGUUCAGCAGUGACACCUGUCACUGUAUUGGUAUUCUGUGGACCAGCUAGGUUGGCAAGUAAUGCUCUUCAGGAACCUUCAUCCUUUAGAGUGGAUGGCAUUCCCAAUGACAGUAGUGAUAGUGAAAUGGAGGACAGAACUACUGCUAAUUUGGCAGCCUUGAAACUUGAUGAGUGGCUCAAUUUCAAACUAGAGCCAGAGGCAGCCAGUUUAUUGCUACAACUCAGACAGAAGUGGCAUAGCUUAUUUUUACGCCGAAUGAGAGCACCAUCUAAACCUUGGUCUCAAGUCGAUGAAGCUACCAUAAGAGCAAUUAUAGCUGUUUUAAGCACUGAAGAACAGUCUGCAGGUUUACAGCAACCAUCUGGGAUUGGCCAAAGGCCAAGGCCUAUGUCUUCAGAAGAACUUCCUUUGGCAUCAUCUUGGAGGUCAAAUAAUAGUAGAAAAAGCUCAGCAGAUACUGAAUUUUCUGAUGAGUCCACUGCUGCAGAAAGAGUAUUGAUGAAAUCUCCAUCUCCAGCAUUACACCCACCUCAGAAGUACAAAGACAGAGGAAUUUUACAUCCUAAACGAAGCACUGAUGAUCGAUCAGAUCAAUCUUCUGUGAAAUCUACAGACAGUAGUAGUUACCCAAGUCCUUGUGCUAGUCCUUCUCCUCCAUCCUCAGGAAAGGGCUCAAAAUCUCCUUCACCAAGACCAAACAUGCCUAUUCGAUACUUUAUAAUGAAGAGUAGCAAUUUGAGAAACCUUGAAAUUUCUCAGCAGAAGGGUAUCUGGUCUACAACCCCUAGUAAUGAGCGAAAGCUCAAUCGAGCCUUUUGGGAAAGCAGCAUGGUUUACUUGGUAUUUUCUGUUCAAGGAUCUGGACAUUUCCAGGGAUUUUCUAGGAUGUGUUCUGAGAUAGGAAGAGAGAAGAGCCAGGAAUGGGGCUCAGCUGGACUAGGAGGAGUAUUUAAGGUAGAGUGGAUACGGAAGGAGAGUCUUCCCUUUCAGUUUGCACACCAUUUACUCAAUCCGUGGAAUGACAACAAGAAAGUACAGAUAAGCAGAGAUGGGCAGGAGCUAGAACCUCAGGUUGGUGAACAGUUGCUCCAGUUAUGGGAACGCCUUCCAUUGGGAGAAAAAACCACAACUGAUUAAUACUCAGAACUCCUUAGCGGUGAAAUAACUUCCUGACUUUUUAUAACCACUGAAUGCACUGACUUCCAAAAACAGAGUCGGGGUUGUGUGUUACUAUUAGACCUUUCUGGUUUAGAGUGUUGCUUCAGAAACACUGUCUUCAUAUCUUCAUACACAAGCAAAAUGGAUUGUUUAAAUUUUAUAGUGAUCAUAGGGAAUAAUUAUGUAAUGUUUUUAAUGAAUAAAUAUAGUAGUAGUAGUUUCAUUA